CGAGAGGACACAUUGAGCUCCUUGUCCGAUAGUCUAGUUAGAAUGUGACGAGCUGUGCCGGUCUUUGACGAUCCUUCCUGUUCCAGGAAUUUGUCCGAAGACGGUAAUAAAUUCUUUAUAGGACCCUGCUUGAAACGUUUUUAUCUCGGAUCUUAUUACAAGCCCUUGGAGGAAAGUAUUUGAUGGGGUGCCGUGAGUUUUAAGGUUUCCAACCUUUUAAGGACUCAUUUUACUAUAGUUUACCUGAGAAGAAUUUUUUUUGAAAACUUUUUUUUCUUAAAAGUGUAUCGGUACUUUAAGGUAUUUUUAAACGGAUUCAGCGAUGGAAGGAUUGACGGAAUUUGUGUCCAAGUCUUUUGAGGAGUGCACAGAUAACAUCAAGAAGGAGACACUCAGUAUACCCGUGGUGUGUGAUGACAAAAACAAUUUGGACUCUGAAAAUAUCAAGAUCACCAGUUCGGGAAGUGAAGAUGAGAAGAGCUGCGACGAAUCUGACGACGACUUGUCCAUAGGAGGGAGAGAAAAGGGUGUUCUAACAGUAAAAACAGAUUUGAAGGAAGGAAAAGAGAAGGAGGAAGAGGGCUCCCCUAAAGUCAAACAGAGACGCAGCAGAACAAACUUCACCUUAGAACAAUUGAACGAGUUGGAACGUCUCUUUGACGAGACCCAUUAUCCCGACGCCUUCAUGAGAGAAGAACUCAGUCAGAGGCUUGGACUCUCAGAGGCCCGUGUUCAGGUAUGGUUCCAGAACAGACGUGCCAAAUGCCGGAAACAGGAGAGUCAGAUGCAGAAAGCCGGUCUUCUAAUGCAGUCUCAAGGUACCCCCCUAGACCCGUGCCGAGUCGCCCCCUUCAUGAAUCUUCCCCAUGUGCGAGAACCCGGGAUUGAGAGACUGCCGUAUCCACCAUUCUACCCCUUUCUACCCCUCCAUCCCGCCGCUGCUGCCGCUGCUGCUGCUGCCGCCGCUAGCGCCUCUCAACAUCCAAUUCACCCGAUGCUUCUUUAUCAUCACCACCUCGCUGCCCUCAACUACACCGCACUUCCGGAUAGCAGCUUCCGGUCCGCCAAGAACUCAAGUAUUGCAGAUUUACGUCUCAAAGCGAGGCAACAUUUGGCAAGCCUCGGGAUAUAACCCGGAAAAAGACAAUUGAAUAGCAAAAAUUAGGAACUUGGUUUGCUGAAACGGAUAAAGAAUGUUUUCCAGCUCAAAAAAUGACAAAUGUACGAAUGCAGUAAAAUCAUUUCUAGACCAGAUGAGAGGUUUAUUAACAGAAAUGAUGCGAUCAAAAUUACAUCAGUUGCCUUCGUGCAAACAAAAAAAGGACCGUUGGCCUGGGAAAAAAUUGAUUGUGACAAAACUUAUACAGCGUCAAGAACGCCGAGGCUGGUGAUCAAUUUGGCUACGGGUGAACGAAUUUCGAACCAACCAUCCAUGUCGCUGUGCGAACUUGCCUGUUUCAUACCUCAUCUUCGCAGAAACCAUUUUCACAAUUGCCAAAGAAAGGCGACCUUUUCAAGCCGGACUUGAGCCAUGAAGAUUGUUCUAGGCGCACUUCUUUUCCAAAAGGGCGGAGUAAGAUGUACACAGCCCGAUCACUCAACUCACAGUUUGGACAUGCGUGGUUUCAUUCUCAUCCGGGUCCUUAAAGGACCAAUUGAACAGUUGUACUUUUUCUUGCACAUUACCGUGUAUUUAUGCAUAUCUUUUUAAAUGUGACGUUGUGUGUGUUUAAAUGGGAACUGCUACAUAAUUCAGUGACUAAUUGUAUAGACCCAACUUCGUUAGUCGGGAUGUUGUUUAUCCAAUAACUAUCGGGUUUGUACAGUGAACCCCCGAUAGGACAGAAACCCGAUAUCCGGGCGAUUGCCGAUAGAAACGUAUGUAAGUAUACUCAAGAUAGAAAUUGAUUUGGUAAUAAUAUCGCUGUGGCUCGCAACGGUACCGACCGGAUAAACGGGGUUUCACUCGACACUUGAAUAAGCUCCUUUACAGAAACCCGUUCACCCGCUCGAUACUGAUGCCGAUUGCGGUUUGUCCAGAUUCAUGAGGUUCGACUAUGAUACUUUUUUUUUGUAGAUAUCCUUUUUAACUCUUAAAUAAUCCAUGCAUAUUCUCAAUAAACCGCAGCACAUACAUUUCAUGAAAAGAACAACACUGCAAUGUUUCGCUUUGUAUAAAUGUGUUGGAUAUUGCGGGGUAUCGACACGUGCAAGUCUGUGUUGUUAUUUGAGAGUAAGAAUCCCCCUCCUUGUCUCUCUGCUACAGACCAGUGAGGAGUCAGGACACUGUAAGCCGUGUUAUUCAAGGGAUGUGUAAAGACACACCCUCGCGAUCCUUGCUGUCGCAGUUAACGUGGGAUAUGUUUAUGAUUAUGCAAAGCAGUCUGAAAUCACUGAAAUAAUUCCAUUGGCAAGAACUGCUCUGAUUUCAGUGUUAGCGUGUUUGUUUACAAAGAGGAGAAACGUCCUGUCACGUGGUAUGCAAAUUAGAUUAGGCAGUGGUGUAAUGCUGAGUGUAAGACUGUCAUAGCAAUAUGAUAAGACCUACUACUACUACUACUACUACUACUGACAAU
Haliotis rufescens (red abalone) is the source of this 2576-nucleotide messenger RNA. RefSeq names its product short stature homeobox protein 2-like. NCBI's taxonomy places the organism in Eukaryota, Metazoa, Mollusca, Gastropoda, Lepetellida, Haliotidae. The coding region runs from base 323 to 1132 and encodes 269 amino acids. Gene Ontology annotation, cellular component: nucleus. Gene Ontology annotation, biological process: regulation of transcription by RNA polymerase II. The record is from RefSeq and is a predicted model, not a curated record. Gene Ontology annotation, molecular function: sequence-specific double-stranded DNA binding; DNA-binding transcription factor activity, RNA polymerase II-specific. The transcript is spliced from 4 exons.